GUAUUCGAAAUCUACGGGACAGAAAGAACAGGAAAAAGACAGCAAGUGCUUCAAAGAACGAACGAACCUUGCGACAAAAGUCAUCAAGAGCGAACAAAAAACGAUCUGCUGCUGUAAAUGCUGGUUUAAGACUUGGUAAGUGAGAAAUCGUUUUAAAUAUUUUAAAUUGAUGAAAGAACGAAUAACAUAGAAGUAGGCACGUAGUGUGCUAGUUAUAUUUCGAAAGGUAACAUAGUAUAAUAGACGAAUCCAUGAAGUGUACUUGAGUAGAACUAAUGACUUUGACACAGGAGAAAAUGCUAUGGUACGUUAAAUUUGAAGUGGAAAACAACCUCGUUUCCGUUCGGUAGCCACUAUUAUGACAAAGUCGUAUUCGACGAAGUAAAAUAAUUCAAAAUGAAAGCUAAAUCACUAAACUGACACUAUUAAGAAAGUGAUACAUGAACUUGUGGUUAGAACUCGACAGCUGACUCGAUAUGAUUAAUAAUUAUUUACCCAUUCACCGUACAUUGGCAUUUCCUUAGUAUUUAUACAUGAACUUGUGGUUAGAGCUCGACAACUGUCUCUGUUAGAGCGCUGCACCGGAAUCGCAGGGCCGCCAGAGAGCCAAUAGUUGCAUUUUUCGCCAUUGCUCCUGGUAGGUCGAAUAUAUGUAUAAAAAUCCCACUCGAAAUCCUUUCAACAAUAAGUUCAUAAUACUGAUUGGAAAACGGUUGUCACAGAGACCCUACUAGAGACCUUACGAUUUAGGACGGCAACGCGACGGCAACGGCUACCAAUACAAUAAAUAAUUGAAAAGAAUAGAAUAAUUACAAUAUAUGAAUAAUUUAGACAUUGUCCUGCGCUCUGUUAACAACGCCAAAUCACAGAUUUUCACGUCUUGAUACAACGGCUGCAUUUCAAGCCGCAACAAGUGUAACUUCAAACUGGGUUCAGCAGAACUCUUCCCAAACAAAAAACCCAUGUCUUCAACUUCUAAGACUGUAUUAAAUUCAUACGAUUGAUAAUAUACGACGAAUUAUCUUUACUACCAUUUAUUUGAAGGAGUUUGUUUUGCCGUCGUCGUCGCGUUGCCGUCCUAAAAUCGUAAGGUCUCUACUAUUAUCUUCGUUUGCAUGCACACUUACUGUGUUGCAGGCCAAAUCCACACAGUCGCGACCAUGUGAUUUGAAGGUAGCCGAUGUAUAAAGUUUUCCGACAUAUAUUCCGACAUAUAUACAUUUAUAUAUAUAUAUUCAGCGAAUGAUAUAAUUGUUUUAUAAUAUGGUCUGAUUGAUGGCCAUGAACUGCAGCAGCAAUAUACUCUUCUCCGUUGCAAUGUUUUGACACUUUGUUUAGGCAAGGUCCGCGUUUUUAAAUUGGUCUGAAAGUUUGAAAGGUUUUUCUUUUAAAAUUCGUGGUGAAGUAAAUGGUUAUUGCUCACAGAAAAGCGGAGAUAUUUUAUACAGAUGUUUGGUAUAGUGUAAUAAGCACUCGUUGACUGCAAAUUAAUUUGUUUUUCCUUACGACUUUUUCUGAACAAUUUAUAUUCUCAGUGAACAGGUGGUUUUUUCGCUGUUGUGUCGGUAUUAAUUCUUUAAAAAAACUUGUAUUUCAGUCUUCAGUUUCUAUGUAAUACAUUUUUGACUUUUUUCUUGUACUUUCAGCGAAUAUUUCCCCUUUUUUUUUCUACUUCGCAAAACUCUUGUAGAUUUUGUUCCGCCAUCUUGUUUUUCGCCCUCGCCGUAUAUGAGCUGAUAUACGGCGAGUAGCUCCAAUCAGAUUGUGGAAUAGCUCAUAUAUAGUGAAUGACUAUAUUAUAACAAGAAUUAUUUACACCUCAGUCAAUGUUGUCCGCCUCGGCUUCUUUUGGGCAGAUAACGUUGACCUCGGUCUGAAUAAUUGCCCAGUUUCCUCCAAUAAUUGUUUGCUAUUCGUUAUAUGUUGUAAAAGUAUUAUAUAUUGCUGAAGAUGAUGAUGCGAAAUUGAGUUUGAAAUAUACAGUUUAAUUCAAUUGUGUAUUGUGAUUAUGCACACCUUUUUCUGAAUAACUUUCAUUUUAUACUUGCUGAAACUAUCAGCCUGUGGUCAGAUUUGCGUGAUUUUCUUCCAGACCGUAAUGAAUAGGUGUAUCCUGUAAAAACUCGAGACAUGGAUGGUGUUUCUUUUAGGGGCCGAUUACAUGGAGAACUUUCAACCCCGGGGUUGAACUCGGCCCUGGUAACCGGGUUGAAUUUUUUUGCGAUUACAUGGACGAUUUCAACCCCGGGGUUGAACCGCUGUACUAUACGUUCUCGGCAUCGAUUCCCGGAAGUAAAAAAAGCCUUUAUUUUGUUUUCUUGUAAUAAAUAGUCGCGUUUGAUUUUGAUAGAGUUUUGUAUUACAGACAGGACUGAAAUUUCAACCCGGUAAACAGGGCUGAGUUCAACCCCGGGGUUGAAAAUGUUCCAUGUAAUCGGGCCCCUUAACUAAUAUUGAUUUUCUGAACCCAUAUUUCUCAAACAAAUUUCGCCUGACCCCCAACCAAGUUCGCUCGCAAUAUAUACGCGGGGCUAACUGCAAAUUAGUUGCGGCCACCUGCAAAAAAGUAAAUAUACAGGCAUGGCCUUGAAUAGUUUUUGAAUAAUACUCUCUGUUAAUGGUAUAUUUUCUGCAUUCAUUGUUUCAGUAAAUCAGUUGCAGAAGCGUGCCCGCAGCUUGUCACUACCUUCCGGCAGCAGUAGGCCGUCGAGUCCUGUGUCGAACACUCCCAGUCCCACUUCGUUUGGUUAUCCGUUUCCUGGGAACGCUUUCAGUGCAAAGAAAAAGAAACCGACCAGUAAUGCAUUCGAUAUCAACAAUAUUGUCAUCCCGUACUCCAUGGCAUCGACAACCAGAGUGGAGAAACUUCAAUAUAAGGAAAUCCUGACGCCGGAAUGGCGGGAAAUGACUGUUACGCCGAAAGAACAUAGCUCG
Paramuricea clavata is the source of this 2934-nucleotide messenger RNA. Lineage: Eukaryota; Metazoa; Cnidaria; Anthozoa; Malacalcyonacea; Plexauridae. The record is from the annotation of a GenBank genome assembly.